GUGAAAGUGUUGUGUUCAAUUUGACACCUCGUUAAAGCUGAAUACAAAUUGCCUCUGAAAAUUCCGUGAACUUCUCAAAUGUGAAAUGUGUGUUUUACUGUUUUAAAACCUGCCCGUAUUUCCCUAGGUCUGUGUUGGAACAAAUCUUUGAUGAAGUUAUCUUAGUGGACGUACUGGACAGCAAGGAUUCUGCACAUUUGGCGAUGAUCAAGAGGCCAGAACUCGGUGUGACGUUUACUAAGCUCCACUGCUGGGCUCUCACACAUUAUUCCAAGUGUGUAUUCAUGGAUGCAGACACAUUGGUAUUAUGCAACAUCGACGAACUCUUUCAAAGGGAAGAAUUAUCUGCAGCGCCGGACCCUGGUUGGCCAGAUUGUUUCAAUACAGGAGUAUUUGUUUAUCGUCCUUCCAUUGAAACCUACAAUGAACUUUUACAGUAUUCCACAGAGAAGGGCAGCUUUGAUGGUGGGGACCAGGGUUUAUUGAACAGCUUCUACAGCAACUGGGCAACGGCAGACAUCAAUAAGCAUCUACCUUUCAUUUACAACCUCAGCAGUGUUGCAGUCUAUUCUUACCUUCCUGCUUUCAAACAGUAUGGUGCUGAUGCCAAGGUGGCCCACUUUCUUGGUAAAAUUAAACCUUGGAACUACUCCUACGACCCAACGACGAGAUGUGUGAUACGAGAUAGCGACGAUUAUUCCACCAUUAUUUACCCUGAAUUCCUCAACGUUUGGUGGGACACCUUCACAACAUCUGUCUUACCAUUGCUUACAGAGUACGGUAUCUCAAAGGAGACCAGUUCUGGCACGCAAGAGGAGGAUAAGUUGAGUGAAGCUGUCUCCCAGCUUUCAUUCACUCAGCCUGAUCCAGUGGAAUCCUCAGAAGAGCGCAGGAAGAAGUGGGAACAGGGUCAAGUUGAUUACAUGGGAGUAGAUUCCUUCCAGAACAUUCAAAAGAAGCUGGAUGCUUACUUGAACUAACAGCAGGUGACUGAAAUCCCCACAUGGCUACCAGCGAGGACUGAAUACAGAAGGUCUAUAGCAUCUAGGCUGGAGUUCAGUGCAUGGCUGGUUUGUACGUAAGCUGUUAGUGGUAUGGUUUGAAAGGGGUGUUGCUAUCAGGCUGUCACCUCAGCAAUGAGUGUCUGUAGUAAGAAUAUGGCAAAGGCCAGUGAACAUCAUCUUUCAAAGACCUGAAGUAAAUCUCUUCCCAGUAUUCAAUACUUUGCACAUUGACAUACUGCCUACUACUGUAAUGUUCCUCCAGAAGGCUUUUUGCUUAACUUAGUAAAACAGACUUAAUUAAACUUUUGAACUGUGUUAUAGACACUGAGUUGAACAGUGCUCGCAGUAUUUUACAUAUGUUUUAAGUAGCUUCACAUGCAUGAAGGCCAAUAAACUACUGCCUCCCCCCAACACCAGCACCCAUGGCUUUACAAAGGAAACAUUGCACUCCUUUUCCACUGAGAAAAAAAAAAGUAAUUUCUGUCUUUGAUUGAAUAUCUGGGCACUGUACCUAACCUGUACCUUAAAACAAUGGUACAUAGAACAGAAGACUUUUUCCACCUAUUAUGGUAUUUGUGUUGUGAUUAACCUGCUGACCAUCAAUUUCUGUGUCUCAUAGCACUUUAUCCAUGAAAAUAAACUUACUGGUUUGAAA
Rhincodon typus (whale shark) is the source of this 1659-nucleotide messenger RNA. RefSeq names its product glycogenin-1-like. Bases 204 to 980 code for a protein of 258 amino acids. The transcript is spliced from 5 exons. Gene Ontology annotation, cellular component: cytoplasm. Lineage: Eukaryota; Metazoa; Chordata; Chondrichthyes; Orectolobiformes; Rhincodontidae. Gene Ontology annotation, molecular function: glycosyltransferase activity. The record is from RefSeq and is a predicted model, not a curated record.